GACAGCGCCUGCGCGGUGGGCGUGAUCCGGGCACUUAGGGCAGGAUGAACGCUGCUUUCCAAGAUGGCGACGGAGGGAGGAGGGAAGGAGAUGAACGAGAUUAAGACCCAAUUCACCACCCGGGAAGGUCUGUACAAGCUGCUGCCGCACUCAGAGUACAGCCGGCCCAACCGGGUGCCCUUCAACUCGCAGGGAUCCAACCCUGUCCGCGUCUCCUUCGUAAAUCUCAACGACCAAUCUGGCAACGGCGACCGCCUCUGCUUCAAUGUGGGCCGGGAGCUCUACUUCUAUAUCUACAAGGGGGUCCGCAAGGCUGCUGACUUGAGUAAACCAAUAGAUAAAAGGAUAUACAAAGGAACACAGCCUACUUGUCAUGACUUCAACCACCUAACAGCCACAGCAGAAAGUGUCUCUCUCCUAGUGGGCUUUUCCGCAGGCCAAGUCCAGCUUAUAGACCCAAUCAAAAAAGAAACUAGCAAACUAUUUAAUGAGGAAAUGGCAAGUUCUUGGCGUGCGUGAGCCAGGACGGGUUUCUGCGGGUGUUCAACUUUGACUCGGUGGAGCUGCAUGGCACGAUGAAAAGCUACUUUGGAGGCUUGCUGUGUGUGUGCUGGAGCCCGGACGGCAAGUACAUUGUGACAGGUGGAGAGGACGACCUGGUGACAGUCUGGUCCUUUUUGGACUGCCGAGUGAUAGCUAGAGGCCACGGGCACAAAUCCUGGGUCAGUGUCGUGGCAUUUGAUCCCUAUACCACUAGUGUAGAAGAAAGCGACCCUAUGGAGUUUAGCGGCAGUGACGAGGACUUCCAAGACCUUCUUCAUUUUGGUAGAGAUCGAGCAAAUAGUACACAGUCCAGGCUAUCCAAACGGAACUCUACAGAGAGCCGCCCUGUCAGUGUUACGUAUCGGUUUGGCUCGGUGGGCCAGGACACACAGCUCUGCUUAUGGGACCUUACAGAAGACAUCCUCUUCCCUCACCAACCCCUCUCAAGAGCAAGGACACACACAAAUGUCAUGAACGCCACGAGUCCUCCUGCGGGAAGCACUGGGAACAGUGUCACAACACCCAGCAACUCUGCGCCCCCUCCUCUGCCACGGUCCAACAGCCUCCCACAUUCCGCCGUCUCAAAUGCCGGCAGCAAAAGCAGCGUCGCAGAUGGGGCCGUUGCUUCUGGGGUCAGCAAAUUCGCAACACUCUCACUACAUGACCGGAAGGACAGGCACCACGAGAAAGAUCACAAGCGAAACCAUAGCAUGGGACACAUUUCUAGCAAGAGCAGCGACAAACUGAACCUAGUUACUAAAACCAAAACAGACCCAGCUAAAACUUUGGGAACACCCCUGUGUCCUCGAAUGGAAGACGUUCCCUUGUUAGAGCCGCUCAUCUGUAAAAAGAUAGCACAUGAAAGACUGACUGUAUUAAUUUUUCUUGAAGACUGUAUAGUCACUGCUUGUCAGGAGGGAUUUAUUUGCACAUGGGGAAGGCCUGGUAAAGUGGUAAGUUUUAAUCCUUAAUGCUGCACCAGAUCUAGAACUUGAAUAGGUAGUGAUUUUUUUUCUUGCGGGUGGGGCGGGGUGUACAAUGAAUGUGAAUGACACUUCUUAUUCUUAAUGUAAAUUGAAAUGCAUCAGAGCCAUAAUUUUGGAUACUGCAUGCCAUGUAAUUCUGAAUCAUUUGAUAAUUCACCUUAGAAUAUUUAAAAAAAAUAUAAUCAAACUAAUUGCCAGCCAAGUCAGUCACCCUCCUGGGAGUAUAUAGAGUCCCAAGGUUAGUGUUCCUGUAUUAGACUAUUUCGAUUUUAGGAAAAUCAUGACAGUGGGGAAACAAUGACUUUAAAAUGCUAAAAUUAAAAUUUCUGCUUUAACUGGAAUAUUUUUGCUUAACUACUCAAUUAGAAUAUUGUACACCUGAUCAGAGUGUGUGUUCAGUAUGGAUGGCCAUUAAUUGUCAUUUAUAGUCCAAUUUUUUAUCUUAAUCAUAAAAUGUUUAGGAAUCUAUGAAAUUUAACUUUAGGAACAAAGCGUUCAGCAGGGUUGAUUGGUAUUAUUUUUACAUUGUUCUGGCAAUCCACAGAAAAAGAAGAGCCUUAAUUUUUAAAACCCAUUUUAGUCAUUUUAUGACAAUUAAAAUUGUUUAAUAAACAUCUUUUUUCAAAGAAGCAGUUUGUAGCACUUUGAUUGAGAUUCUGUGCACUAAAUGAAAUAUCCCCGUUACUUAGAGCCUGGACAGUUAAUUAUGAACUGCAGGCUGAGGACGCCAACAGCAGUUGUCAGAAGUGCCUCUUGCCACAUAAGCCAAGAUCUUUUGUGUCGGAUGUGCUUUGCUUAUGUUUUUUUCCAACGAGGGAAAGAAGGUUUUGUUUUCUUUUUUUGUUUUUUGUUUCUUGGGGUUUUUUUUGUCAAAAACGCACAUGACUGUAGGCCCUGGGUAGACUCCUCCGCUUUGUUUUAUAAAGACUGAUGGGCUCCCCAGGGUUCAGAGCACCUCCUGACCUUCACUUGUUUGGGUUUUCAUUUCCUGCCUAGAGGGGAAGCACAAGUGCAGGUGGCCCCCUUUCUUACCAUUGGAUGGCAGUCGUGAUUCCAGGAUCAUUCUUGGGACACUGGUGCUGGCGUAGCCCUCGGGCUCUGUCCUCAGUGGCUCCCUCUCAGAGCACCUCACCCUGGGGCCCUGGUGGCCUGUGGCUGCUCAGGAGCCGCACUGUAGGGACUCCCUCUGUGUGGGGAGACCCGGCUGCUGCCGCGGGAAACUGUAGUGUUUGAUUCUAAUUCGUCAUGAUCCUUAUCAGCUGUGGGAGAAGUUUCACAUUCCAGUUUUCACAAUGGAUGAGACGGUUCUUUGAGCUAUAUAUUUUAUGUCAAGAUGAUGAUUAUCUUAUUUGUUAACUUAUUUUGGUCGUUUAGAUUUGUUUUUCUGUUUUGCACACCUUUGUAAUUAAAUAUAGAGAUAUUGAUAAUUUA
Molecule: messenger RNA, 2960 nt
Organism: Ceratotherium simum simum (southern white rhinoceros)
Lineage: Eukaryota; Metazoa; Chordata; Mammalia; Perissodactyla; Rhinocerotidae
Source: RefSeq, a predicted model, not a curated record